UUUUCGCAAUGCAAUAAUCGCGCAUGAAUCUCUGUAUUAAUUUGUUAUCAACUGAAUUGUGCGUUUGUUUGUUUGUUUGUUUGUUUGUAUUUUUUUGCGUUUGGCGAGAGAGUGGAGUAGCGCGAAUUCUUUGGAAUGAAAAUAAAUAUACCACAAAUUUAGGCACGUAGACCAGAGUAGUUUCAGCACGCGAAAAAACAUGGCGAAUAGCGAACAGAACACCAACGCGACGGUGUCUUUUUGUCAGGAGAAGUGGAAUCAAUUCCUGGAUAGAGUUGGUGAUGAUCCGGAGCGCCUCUGGGUGUUUGGCACAGUCGUUUUGAUAUUUAUCAUUUAUUGGCUUUACGCUGCUGUCUUAACUUUCGUUGACUUGACCAAGAAACCACAUUUCGUGCGUAAAUACAAGCUGCAACCCGGUAAAAAUAAUCCCGUUGAUACAAAACGGUUAUUACCUGCUCUACGCGUAGUGCUCUUCAAUCAAACAUUUGUCGCCAUACCCCUCGCCUAUGGUCUCUAUCAUUUCGUCUAUAAAUACCAAAACACCCAAGACAUACGCAUAUUACCAUCGAUACAGCAAAUUGUUUUCGAUUUGGCUUUAUGUUGUAUUUUGGAGGAAAUUAUCUUCUACUAUGGCCAUCGCUUGCUGCACUAUGGCGCUCUAUACAAGUACAUCCACAAGAAGCAUCAUGAAUGGACUUCACCAAUCGCCGUUGUGGCGCAUUAUUGCCAUCCAAUUGAGCAUAUACUGGCUAAUACAUUCCCCAUUGCUUUGUCUUUGGGUGUGGUGCGUGCUCACUUGGCCACCGGUUGGAUAUUCUUUGCUAUCGCCACAUACAAUAUAUUGAGUGAUCAUGCUGGAUACGCUUUCCCUUGGUCACUGAUUUCCGUGCCAUUCCAUGAUUAUCAUCAUGCUACAUUUAAUUACAAUUAUGGUGUCUACGGUUGGUUGGAUAGGUUGCAUGGUACUUAUGGCGCUUACGAUAAGUCUGGACAAAUUGAGCCACAACAUAGGCCUGCACAAAAACAGAAAUAAAAACAAAAAAGGUAGUUAAGUAGAUACAUAUGUGUGUACAUGCGAAAUUUCGGCUACCUCACAGAAAUAUCACUUGAAAUUCAAUUAAAUUCUAUUAAAAAAUACAAUAUGAGAUUUUACAAAGUAUAAUAUAUAUAUACAUGCUUA
This is a messenger RNA of Ceratitis capitata (Mediterranean fruit fly), 1180 nucleotides long. Its product is annotated as fatty acid hydroxylase domain-containing protein 2. Gene Ontology annotation, biological process: sterol biosynthetic process. Bases 200 to 1033 code for a protein of 277 amino acids. The transcript has 3 exons. Gene Ontology annotation, molecular function: iron ion binding; C-4 methylsterol oxidase activity. Lineage: Eukaryota; Metazoa; Arthropoda; Insecta; Diptera; Tephritidae. The record is from RefSeq and is a predicted model, not a curated record.